Molecule: messenger RNA, 1098 nt
Organism: Gymnodraco acuticeps
Lineage: Eukaryota; Metazoa; Chordata; Actinopteri; Perciformes; Bathydraconidae
Gene: zc3h15
Product: zinc finger CCCH-type containing 15
Biological process (GO): cytoplasmic translation
Cellular component (GO): cytosol
Molecular function (GO): mRNA binding; metal ion binding
Source: RefSeq, a predicted model, not a curated record
CGCGAUGCGUGAUGACGUCACAGCACAUCAACACAACCUCACAUGUGGCCUAGAGAGACGCCGUCGCUGUUUGCGGUGUUUUAGCAUCUACUACCCGAAACACCGAAUAUAAAACACAUAUUACGGCUUUAAUCGCGUGUCGCACACAGCUACUCCCGAGCCAACAUGCCUCCCAAGAAACCCGCCCAGCCUGCGGCGAAUAAAAAGACCCAGGAGAAGAAAAAAGAAAAGAUUAUUGAGGACAAGACAUUCGGCCUGAAGAACAAGAAGGGGGGGAAGCAGCAGAAGUUCAUAAAGAACGUGGAGCACCAGGUCAAAUCGGGAGGACCUCCGAGGACAAAGGCGGAUGGCAAGAAGACGGAUAAGAAGAAGGAGUUGGACGAACUCAACGACCUCUUCAAACCCGUCAUCGCUGCUCAGAAAGUCGCCGCAGGCGUGGACCCCAAGUCGGUGCUGUGUGCGUUCUUCAAACAGGGCCAGUGCACCAAAGGAGACAAGUGCAAGUUCAGCCAUGACCUCACCAUGGAGAGGAAGUGUGAGAAGAGGAGUCUGUACGUCGACAAGAGGGACGACGAGCUGGAGAAAGACACGAUGGACGGCUGGGACGAGAAGAAGCUGGAGGAGGUGGUGGCCCAUAAGCACGGAGAGUCAGAGAAGAAGAAAGUCAAAACAAAUAUCGUGUGUAAGCACUUCCUGGACGCCAUCGAGGGCAACAAGUACGGCUGGUUCUGGGCGUGUCCGUCAGGCGGAGAAGUCUGCAUGUACCGCCACGCUCUGCCACCGGGCUUCGUCCUGAAGAAAGACAAGAAGAAGGACGAGAAGGAGGAAGAGAAGAUCUCACUGGAGGAGCUGAUCGAGAACGAGAGAGCGGCGUUGGGAGCUAACGUCACUCGGAUCACUCUGGAGACUUUCCUGGCCUGGAAGAAGAGGAAAAGGCAGGAGAAGAUUGAGAAAGCGAGGGAGCAGAUGGAGAAGAAGAAGGCCGACUUCAAGGCGGGGAAAUCGCUAACGGUGAGCGGACGCGAGGUGUUUGAGUUUCGUCCAGAUUUGGUGGACGAAGAUGACGAUGAAGCCGACGACACUCGAUACAUCAAUGAA